GUUGGUUUUCUCACUUCCGGUGCGGCCGAGAGAAGACCGGGAGUUGAGAAACGGGGUGGGGGGGAAGGGCGGCGUCGCUCGCACCGGCUGCCUCCGCGAGCCCGUUUGCCUCGCCUGGCGCAGCCCGGCCCGGGCUCCCAGCUUCUACUCCCGUAGGCCCCAACCCGGAAGUGCGAGUCGCAGCUUCCGGUCCGGUCCUCUCUGCCCCACUCUUCUUCCUCCUCCUCUUUCUGCCUUCCUCCCCUUCCCCUUCUCCUCCCCCCCCCCCGGAGCUGCUCUGUCAAAAUGGCGCCGCUGGACUUGGAUAAGUACGUCGAGAUAGCGCGGCUCUGCAAGUACCUGCCCGAGAACGAUCUCAAGCGGUUGUGUGACUACGUCUGUGACCUGCUCCUAGAAGAAUCAAACGUGCAGCCUGUUUCUACCCCCGUUACCGUCUGUGGUGACAUUCAUGGACAGUUUUAUGAUCUAUGUGAAUUAUUCAGAACUGGAGGUCAGGUGCCUGACACAAACUACAUAUUUAUGGGUGAUUUUGUAGACAGAGGCUAUUACAGUCUAGAGACAUUUACUUAUCUUCUUGCCCUGAAAGCAAAGUGGCCGGAUCGGAUCACGCUCUUGCGUGGGAAUCAUGAAAGCAGACAGAUAACCCAGGUCUACGGAUUUUAUGAUGAAUGCCAAACAAAAUACGGUAACGCAAACGCCUGGAGAUACUGCACUAAAGUCUUCGACAUGCUCACCGUAGCAGCGUUGAUAGAUGAACAGAUCCUCUGCGUGCACGGAGGUCUUUCUCCAGACAUCAAAACACUGGAUCAGAUCCGAACCAUCGAGCGCAACCAAGAGAUCCCUCACAAAGGCGCUUUCUGCGACCUCGUCUGGUCUGACCCAGAAGACGUGGACACCUGGGCCAUCAGCCCUCGUGGAGCUGGGUGGCUUUUUGGUGCUAAAGUUACCAAUGAGUUUGUCCACAUCAACAACUUAAAACUGAUCUGCCGGGCCCACCAGCUAGUCCACGAAGGCUAUAAAUUCAUGUUUGACGAGAAGCUGGUAACGGUCUGGUCAGCCCCAAACUACUGCUAUCGCUGCGGGAAUAUCGCCUCCAUCAUGGUCUUUAAAGACGUGAACACGAGAGAGCCGAAACUUUUCCGAGCUGUCCCAGAUUCCGAACGCGUCAUCCCUCCGAGAACAACCACACCGUAUUUCCUCUGAAAAUGCCGCUCAUGGCCCUCCCUCCCUUUGUGACAUACAUUCUAUUGAGCACUUUGCUGCUGAAAUGCUUCCCCCCCCUAUUUUUAAAUUAUCUAAGUGUAUAUGGUCUGUAGUGUUGCGUUUCUUAACCGCCCUUCUUCCUGUGCAUCUCCUCUUUAAGAUCGCUUUUGAAAUGUCCCACAAGCACUUAACUUGUCAUAUAUAUAUAUAUAUACGUCAUAUAUAUAUAUACAUCAUAUAUAUAUAUACGUCAUAUAUAUAUAUAUAUAUACGUCAUAUAUAUAUAUAUAUGACCUAUAUAUAUUUUUAGUGCUUUCGAUUUCAUAUUUUUGUUUUUAGGGAAAACCCUUCCCUUCAAAAUGAAAUCAAAUAAAAACAGAGCAAGACACAUCAGAGCUAGUCUAAUUCUCCUUUAUUUCGUUCAGGAGUUGGCGUUGGGAAUUUUUUGUGUUUGUUUCUUCUGGAUAAGGUUUUUAAGGAAUUUCAGCAGCAAAGUUGAAUUAAUGUGCAUAUUGGGACUUUGUAAGUCCAACUUCCAUGCAUAUCCUUAUGCAGUAAAGGUAGGCCAGCCUUGUUUAUAUUUUAAAUCAUAAAUAAGUGGUUUAGAAAACUGCCCCUUUUUUUCCCUUUCAGCUUUGUUUUUAUUUUUAGGAUUCCAAUUACCCAUUGCAGGUAUUUGAAUUUGUACAUUAAAAUAACUGUUCUGAUUUUUCUCAGAUCCCUUGUAUUUUUAAUAAAAGUGAUAAUCUUGAACCCCUGCCUCUAGGUUAAACUUGAAAAUAAAACUUUAUGUUGUUGUGAA
Messenger RNA from Crotalus tigris (Tiger rattlesnake), 2005 nucleotides. It is a transcript of the gene PPP6C, whose product is annotated as protein phosphatase 6 catalytic subunit. Gene Ontology annotation, cellular component: cytoplasm. Lineage: Eukaryota; Metazoa; Chordata; Lepidosauria; Squamata; Viperidae. The transcript has 7 exons. Gene Ontology annotation, molecular function: protein serine/threonine phosphatase activity. Gene Ontology annotation, biological process: G1/S transition of mitotic cell cycle; peptidyl-serine dephosphorylation. The coding region runs from base 286 to 1203 and encodes 305 amino acids. The record is from RefSeq and is a predicted model, not a curated record.